Fusarium coffeatum is the source of this 765-nucleotide messenger RNA. RefSeq lists its product as uncharacterized. The coding region runs from base 1 to 765 and encodes 254 amino acids. The record is from RefSeq and is a predicted model, not a curated record. The transcript has a single exon. Lineage: Eukaryota; Fungi; Ascomycota; Sordariomycetes; Hypocreales; Nectriaceae.
AUGUUGCUGCAGCAAUCGCUGCUCUUCCAUUCUCUACUCGUAUCAUUUGCGACCGCGCGCGACAACAGUGGCACAGUCUGGGCGACUCCCCACGACAGCUACUCCUCCUCCAUUGGCGUUCUCGGCUGCAAAGUCGACACCAACCGAAUCGCUUACUGGCCCAACGCCAUCGAUUGCGACAAUAUUUGCAUUUCCCUCACAUACGGCGAUCGAACCGUUCAUUUACUCCGCAUCGAUCAAUCGCAGGGCGCGCAUGAUGUUAGCUACGAUGCGUGGAAUUACCUCUAUACUGGCUCUUCAGCCACCGACAAACCCACAGCAGGCGGUCCUGUGGAAAUGACCUACGAAAACGUCGACGCAUCAAAAUGCAAGUCGCUCAUCAACACCAAGGGCAGCAAACUACCCCUCAGCGCAGCGAAUAGCAUGAACUUCCUCACGAGCUGUCUCGAUCGGAAUAGUAGUACGUGGGUAGGCGAGAACUACGUACUCUACAACAUCCUCGACUCGAUCUGCACGUUAGGCCACGAUGAGAAAUGUGAACUGGACUAUCCUGCUGCGAACCAAGCGGAGUGUAAACAUACGAUGGGUGUUCCUGAUGAAUUGAAGGGACAAACGGUGUGGAAUAUUAGAUAUCCUACUGGGGAGAAGGUCAGUGCCAAGGAUGGGAAACCUGGCGAUGAGGAUGGGGCAGGGGUAAAGCAGCCGAGUGGGAACGCUUUGGCGCUGGUGGUUUUGUUCUCUGCUUGUCUUGUGUUUGGCAUAUAG